Messenger RNA from Colletotrichum spaethianum, 315 nucleotides. RefSeq lists its product as uncharacterized. Lineage: Eukaryota; Fungi; Ascomycota; Sordariomycetes; Glomerellales; Glomerellaceae. The record is from RefSeq and is a predicted model, not a curated record. The transcript has a single exon. The coding region runs from base 1 to 315 and encodes 104 amino acids.
AUGGUCUGCCGUCGUCAGAUUAACCUCGGCCAGGCGCUGUUGGGCCUCCUGUCUCUCUGCGCAGUUCCCGCACAAGCAGACUACUUCACCGAACCAGCCAGUUUCGAGCUCGACCGUAUGGGCACCCGAUACACGGUCCCAGAUCUCAACACAACCUAUACAUUGGGCCAGAAAGUACAAAUUACGUGGGAAGUACCGACGGUGUCGUACAUCUCUCUCAGUCUUGUGCACUGGGGCAAAGAUGCGGGCGUGGCCGUUGGCUCGUUGAUCAGUAAGGAGAUUCCUGUGGUGCUGUACAAUGGUUACACCGAUUGA